Molecule: messenger RNA, 2026 nt
Organism: Hymenoscyphus albidus
Lineage: Eukaryota; Fungi; Ascomycota; Leotiomycetes; Helotiales; Helotiaceae
Source: the annotation of a GenBank genome assembly
CGCUUUGUUUCAACACGAUUCGGAGGUGGCGUGGCCUCAAGAAUCUUUCCUAGACCGUCUCCCUUGCCUCGUCAACCUUCGAUUUUAAUCGCAAAAUACCUACAUCACAGCUCUUCUUGUCAUUGACAAAUCCAGACUCGAAUUUCGUCCUAAAACUUCUUUAUAUUUUCCCAUCUGUCUCUUGUUGAUGCUCAUUCAUCAAAGUGGUCCGGAAUCAAAAUAUCACGUGCUACUACCCCUGAUCGCUCUUACCCUGCCUUUUAAUCCUAGCACUGCACCCAAUUCAGCCUCUCUGCCGCGCAGUUCCUCUUCGAAAUACUGAAGCUCUCGAAUCUCCAGAUCCCUCGAUUGUAUAUCAUGUUCUGGGUACAAUUGCAGUGAUAGAUAGAAGUUCUCACUCGCCUCCCUCGUCUCCCUCGCCUAGCCCGCCAAGCCUUGGAUUUUCCCAGCCUAAACACCACAGGACUCAUUCGCAAACAUGGCAACGACUUGCACUACAAGCAUUGCGACUUCCAGAGCUCCGGACAAAAACUUCUUUACGCCUUCAGAUAAGAUCGUUCUUGAGGUGUUAUAUAAUGACUUGAACAAUGCUGAAGACGAAAAAGCAAGAACUGGCAAGACUACGACACCAGCUCAAGAUAAAUCUGCAAUUAAACAGCUCGAAAACCUUGCGGACCCAAAACACCAAAACUUCCAGCCGACCAUAUUCUCAUCUUGGGAUCAUGAUUUGAAUGAUUUAAAGAGUCCACGCAACUUUCACGAGGCUAUUUUGCAGAAGUACGUAAAAUGGGCAAGAACCGUGGUCCGACAUCAGACCGAUGUCGUCUUUCUCUCACACAUCAUCAUGUACUUCACAACGGCAUUACCAAGCGCCAUAUAUCUCUUCUACGACUUUCACUUGUGGCACGGAUUCGCUCAUAUCAUUUACAUCGUUUGGUGCUCUGGAGGCUUCACUCUUAUGAUGCACAACCACAUUCACAACAAUGGCGUUCUGUCUAAGAAAUAUGCAGCUUUUGAUUGGGCCUUCCCAUAUGUCUUGGAGCCACUCAUGGGCCACACUUGGGAUUCUUACUACUACCAUCAUUGUAAAGCCCACCACGUCGAAGGGAACGGCCCGGAUGAUCUGUCGUCCACGAUUCGAUAUCAGCGCGAUUCCAUCUGGGAUUUUCUCCAUUAUGAAAUCAGAUUCUUGUUGCUCUGUUGGUUUGAUUUACCCCGCUAUUUCAUAAGCAAGAAAAAGUACAACUUGGCAUUCCGAAUCACUUGCACUGAGCAAUCCUCAUAUGCGAUGAUGUAUUUUCUUGCAAAGUGGAAUUUCAAGCCCGCUUUAUUCGCCAUACUUCUACCAUUCGUCAUUCUCCGCAUCGGUCUCAUGAUUGGAAACUGGGGACAACAUGCACUUGUUGACGAUGUCGACCCUAAUUCUGAUUUCCGUUCUAGCAUCACUUUGAUUGACGUUCCAGUAAGUCAUUCUUUACCCCCUUCCCAAAUCUAAUCGUUACUGAUCCGUUUUCAAGUCGAAUCGCUUCUGCUUCAAUGAUGGUUACCAUACUUCACACCACCUCAACCCACUCCGUCACUGGCGAGACCAUCCUCGAGCAUUUCUCGCCGCAAAGGAUCGCUACUCUAAAGAGGGAGCUCUUGUGUUCCAAAACAUCGACUACUUAGAGAUCACAUUCCGCAUCUUGACCAAGAACUACAUGUAUCUCGCUUCCAAACUCGUUCCCAUGGGCUCUCAAAUUGGAAUGAGUCAAGAGGAAUUAGCUGCCAUGUUGAAAUUGAAGACUCGCAAAUUCAGUGAGGAGGAGAUUGCAACGAAGUUUAAGAAGCAGAAUUGAGGACUAGCAUAAUAUGAUAUUGAAGAGGUUGGAAAGUUGUGUAUAUUCUUGUUGGAGAAGAUAGAUUAGACUAGUGUUUAAUAUAGACUUUGGGGCUCGGCGGAUAUUUAUAUAUUAAUCAAGGCGUCCCAGCUCCGUUUUUCUGGCAAGAAUCGGGGCUGGGAGCUUGAAGGUCGGUCAUAAACAUA